Molecule: messenger RNA, 1308 nt
Organism: Phragmites australis (common reed)
Lineage: Eukaryota; Viridiplantae; Streptophyta; Magnoliopsida; Poales; Poaceae
Exons: 4
Coding region: 149-781 (210 amino acids)
Source: RefSeq, a predicted model, not a curated record
CCUUCUUUAGCAGUGGACGUGGAUUCAGCUUCCAGUGGGUAGGCCUGCUUGGGUGGAGAAGAAGCAUUGGAGGUUUACUGUUGCCGACAGGAAGCCCACGUCAGCUUAUCUAUAUGAUAGAGUUGCCGUGUUAGUUGGCCGAAAGAAGAUGUUGUACAAGUCAUACAAAAAUGAGUUAGACUACCUACAACUUGGACACGUUGAAUGGACGCCAUAUCAAUCUCAGGUGGUGCAAGCGAUGGACUUGAACAUCUUAUGUAUGCGAGAUUCACACUUGUGGUUGAUGAGAUGCCCCUUGAUUUGCUUCUAUGCAGUCGAGUACCACCUCCCGCAUAGGGUCAUGAGGCAAUUCGGGAGGUGGCAACCUUGUCCACCAAAGCCGUUCUCUACUAGCAUUGACCUCUACAAAAUGGAUAGGCAAAAGUGUAAGAAGAUUACAGACUGGCUUCACGAGCACCAGCACUACAUCAACGAGUUCCAUCACUUUGAAGCCAACAAUGUCAUUCAGCCCCUUGAGCACGAUGUUGAACAAUUCAACUGGCACCUUCAGUUGUAUCAUGCAAACUACCGUGUUCACUUGAGGCCUAGAUGGACACAGGCGGAUAUGUUGGAGGACGAGUCCGACGAUGAGGCGAACAAUGAAUUCGACAAGAGAGUUCGUGAAGGAACCGAAGUAGAGGGCGCCCCAGUUGCAGACUGGGUGGUAAGGCUUACUAAUCGUCUCAAUUGCACUUACAUACUUUUUGUGUUAACUACAUUACAUAUUUCAGUGAAUUUGUAAAUAGGCACACGAGCUGCUUAGGACUAUCAAUGAGGCCAGGCUUGCAUUAGGGACACCCAUUGGAGCUCCCAACGAGUCGAUUACUCUUAGGCAUUUCAUUGAGCGUUUGUGUUCCAAGUGCCGCAAGAUGGCUACCCGUCUUGGAUGUCGUGGCCCCGUUGAUGAUGUUGUCCUUCCCCCACAUCCAGCAGCCAGCGGGUCGAGGUCACGAUCCUUCCCGUUCAGCAAGUGCUGCCACCUCGGGAGGUUCAUGCCACAAGGGACUCGUGGCAAGUGAGUACAAGGAGAAGGAGGGAGACGUCAACCUAUCCGAGGAUGAAGAGGUCGAGGAGGAACAAGAUGUGGAAGGCCCUGAGGAGAUAGGACCAUCCCAGCUUGCCGAUGCACCAUCGGGCUCUCAGGUGUCGCAGGCACGUCCUCGCAAAAAGCCCCAUGACCGUUACAUCGAUCCGUCUCUAAUGAUUCAAGGGGAGCGUCAUCACAAGUAGCCCAAGAAGUACACUCCUGGUACACAUGCUCCGGGACGC